Molecule: messenger RNA, 4057 nt
Organism: Ochlerotatus camptorhynchus
Lineage: Eukaryota; Metazoa; Arthropoda; Insecta; Diptera; Culicidae
Exons: 10
Coding region: 248-3436 (1062 amino acids)
Source: RefSeq, a predicted model, not a curated record
UAGUGCUUGGUUUACUUGAAAAACGUGGUUUGUAGGGAAAAUCAAGUGUGUAUUCGCAUGUGUACGUUAUUUUAUGUAAAUAAAUCACAACUACUACUUGACGUGCUCCCCAACAUCGAGCCAGCCUGAAGAGUAAUCGGCCGCUUAUCGUGGAGCGAGAGAGCCCCAACGGCUCCAAACUACGUUGUAUUCGUGUGGUUGUGGUAGCAAACCUAGCGAGUAGUCUCCGUCUUUUCACUCGACAAAAAUGGCUGCUGCUAGUGAGACCAUACUGCAGGCGCUUGUUUGGGAUUAUCUUUCUCGGAAAGAUAAAACCCUUGCAGAAGUUUACCAGAAGAAAUUCAAAUCGCCCGUCAUCGGUAAAGGAUCGCCGCGUUUGGAGGAUGUCGUGAAACAGUAUCAGGUCUCAGCGCCCAAGAAGAUAGCAGUGUCGAAGCCAUCUGCAGAAUCUAGCUCUGAAGAUUCCUCGGAAGAAGAGGAAGAACAGACAAAAAAGGUGAUCGCGAAUGGAAAACCGGCGACGAAUGGUAAAGCAGCAGCCAAUGGUAAAGCUAAGACCCCAGCUAAGGCUCAGAAAAAAGAAUCCAGCAGUGAAGAUUCGUCUUCUGAAGAAGAAGAACCGAAAGCUCCCGUGAAAACUCCGGCCAAGACUCCGGCAAAGGUUACUCCAGCAGUUGUCAAGACUCCGGCAAAGGCCACACCAGCUGCUGCCAAGAAAGCUGAUGCAUCGAGCAGCGAUGAUUCCUCAUCUGAGGAAGAAGCGGCUCCUGUUCCCGCUAAGACUCCAGUGAAAGCAACUCCGGCUAAAGCAACACCAGCAGCGAAAAAGAAGGAAACAUCUAGUGAAGAUGAUUCAUCGGAGGAAGAGACCCCUAAAACUUCAGCUAAGCCAGUUCAAGCCAAGUUGUCAGCCAAGGGAACUCCGGCGCCGGUAGCCAAGAAAGCCGAAACCAGUGACAGUGAGUCGGAUUCGGAUGAUUCCGAGGCAAAAACGAAGACCCCAGUUAAGGCUCCUGCCAAGGCUGCGCCAGCAAAGGCCACUCCGGCAGCGAAGAAGGUUCCCGCAAAGAAGGCAGAGUCGUCUUCAGAUUCCAGUUCGGAAGAGGAAGACACACCAGCAGUGAAACCUCUGGUGAACAAGAAACCUGCCGCAACCCCGGCAAAGAAAAAGGAAUCCAGCGAUGAUUCUUCUUCGGAUGAGGAAGAAGCACCCAAGAAGGUUGUAGCUACUCCUGCUGCCAAACGAUCGGCACCAGCCAAGAAGCAAGAAUCAUCUAGUGAUGAUUCGUCAAGCGAUGAAGAACAACCACCAGCAAAGAAGCCAGCUGCUGUUACCCCCGCUAAGAAGCAGGAAUCCAGUGAAGAUUCAUCAGAUUCUGACGACGAGGCACCAGAGGAGAAACCUGCUGGCAAGAAGGCAGUAGUUGCGACACCUACCCAGAAGAGAAAGGCUGACGAGGACAAUGAGGAAGAUGAAGAGGAGGAGGAAGAAGAAGAACAGCAACCUCCGGCCAAGAAGGCCAACUACAACAACUUUGUCAAGGCUGGAGAAGGAAACAAACAAAACAAGGAGCAAAAUGAUCGCAAGUCGUUCGGUGGUUUCAACAAGGACCAGGGUUCCGCCUGGGAGUGUGACAAAUGUCAGUUCUACAAUGACUCCGAUGUGCGGUCUUGCGGACAGUGCAAGAACUUCAACAAGAAUGCUGAUGAUUCCAACGACUGGGAGUGCGCUUGCGGAUUCAAAAACUUCCCGAACCGUAGAUUCUGCUUCAAGUGUAAAACGCCUAAUCCCAGCGGUAAAUCACCUGGAGGGCGCCAAAGCUUCGGAGGUGGAGAUGCCGGAGGUGGACGAAAAAGCUUCGGUGGAGGCGCAGAUGCUGGAGGCAGGACUUUCCCUGAGGAUUGGGACUGUCCCAGCUGCGGAGUUAGCAACUUUGCUAAGCGUGGCACUUGCUUCAAAUGCUCUGCGGCCAAUCCCAAUGGAAGCUUUGGUGACAAUUGGGAAUGCACGGAAUGCAACUUCUCCAACUUCCCCAGUAGAUUUUCAUGCUUCAAGUGCAAGCAACCGAAUCCCAACGGAGGCGGUGACGGAGGUGGUUUCCGCAAGAGCUUCGGUGGAGGUGGCCGAGGAGGAGGUGGUCGGGGAGGUGGUGGUCGAGGCGGUGGCGGUCGCGGAGGUGGUGGUCGAGGCGGUGGCGAUCGCGGAGGUGGUGGCCGUGGAGGUGGUUUCCGAGGAGGAGCUCGGGGAGGCGGUGGCAAUAGGAGUUUUUCGGGAGAUGAUUCAUCGAAACAGAACAAAAAGAUCACUUUCGACGAUCGUUUAAUUACGAACCAUAGCCAUUAUCGGCAUCGAAUACAGUACGAUGGAAGCAAAGUUGUAGAAACGAUCUGUUUGAUAAUAUCCUGUCCAAACUCAGCAGUCUGCAGCGGUCGAAGGUCGAUCCUCAAAUUCCACUUCUCUACACCAAACAACAAGAACGAACAGUCAUUCGAAGCUAACGGAAAUGGCAGUAGCAUUAAAAAGUUCACUAACAGUGACGAAAAGCGUGGAGUUAAUCGAUUCCGUCGAAUCAAGGAAGAGGAUGUCUCCAUCGAUGACCGAUUACAGGACAACUCCUUCGAUGCCAAGAGUGAUGCAAAGUGCUCCGUCGAUACUCUCGCAGCUAUAGCGUUAGCGUAUGAUGACGGUGCAACGGAGUAUAUGGAAUACCGAUGGAUCUAUCUGGUGGCUCAGAUAUUUACGUUACUUCUCACCUGCAUAGAAAUUACACGGGCAUCACAGUCGUUGUGGCCGAGCCUUUCGACAGAUAAAUGUUCCGGCAGCGGAAGCCUGAAGUACAUCUCCGGUAAUGCUCUGACAGACAGCGCGAACUGUUUAGGACCGAACAAUGCUCCGUAUCCAAGCAACGUGGUGUCACGGACGUUCUCCAACUGGAAUCCUAGCGGGUCGUCUCGGCGGGGGCGCAUGAGCCAAGUGCCUACCGUGGACCCGAAAGUGAUGCAGCAAACCCUGAUGCAGACCUACAGCGACGUCAAUGAGGUGUCACAGCAUGAGGAUGUCCGCACGCGAUACAGUCGCUCCGUGGACAACACCCAACAGUGCCUCGAUACGCCCUCGCGGUUGUGCAAAACCCGCUACAACACCACCGCCCCGAUGUACGGCGUGAGUCUCACUUCCGGCCAGCCCGUGACGAUCGUGCAAAAAUUCCCCGAUCUCCUGCAGCAGGUCGUCUUCGAAGUGUGCGAAUCAUCCGAGUGCGACGUGGUCCGGGGUGAAUGUACCCAAACGUACGUCCCCUAUCUGUUUCUGGUGAUUCCGCUGGGACCGGUGACGCUAACCGGUCAGGAUUAUGUCCUAGUCGAGAGUGGAUGUGUGUGCAAGCCAAAGUAUGCAACGGAGAAACCCCGCGAAUCCGGAGGAAACUUCAUACCCUAGAUAUCGAUCGACGCUGUUGAAGAAGAUGUGCGAUUAGAACGUUAGAGGGGGCAGUUGAACCACGAGUGUGAAUUGAAGUGAUGUUUUCUUUAACGAUGCGGUUUCCUUGAAACCAUUGCAGUUCGAUGAGCGAGAGCAGGUGAUUACAAAAUGGAUAAUAAACCCAGACAGGCAAAACGGUUCGAUCGUUUUUAUGAUCUUGAGCCGAUAGCUAGUUCAAAUAUGAAAAAAAAAUAAAGAUUGCAGAAAAUUAAAACACUAGGAAGAAUAAUACAAACUGACAACGAAGAGCCUAGCUUUAAGUUUAUUUAAUUUACUGGUGAGAUAAAGUGCUGUUAGUUAGGGUCCAGCUUCCAUCCCGGAUAAAUUAAUUAUUUCAGCUUUUUGUAAAUAUGUUUCCUACUUUUUUUCUAUCAGGAUAUAUCUAAUAAGUAAAAGAUAAUAUUUGCAUUUCAACUCUUGGACGGUAUGCGAUCUGAUCGAAAUGACUCAAAUUUCCGUCUUUUCACAUUCUACUACGAGUGUCUACCGGCUUUGUCCUACUGUUUUCACUAUCUAUUUAUGCAUUUUGUAUGUGCAAGAAUGGAACUCAAUAAAUUAUUUAUUUUUAAUUAUACGAAA